This is a messenger RNA of Phytophthora nicotianae INRA-310, 705 nucleotides long. RefSeq lists its product as hypothetical. Bases 1 to 705 code for a protein of 234 amino acids. The record is from RefSeq and is a predicted model, not a curated record. The transcript is spliced from 3 exons. Lineage: Eukaryota; Oomycota; Peronosporomycetes; Peronosporales; Peronosporaceae.
AUGGGCAACAACACAGAGCGUAUUCUCAAUGUCAGACCGGCUCGAGACUGUGCGUACAAGAAAUCAUCGAAUCACUCGUGCUCAGCAUCAGCACCACGCCGCACCGCUGCGCUUCUCUCCGCAUUCGAGCACCUACAGCCCAUACAGGAAUUCAGCGCCUCAGAACUAAUUCUCGCUAGCUGGUAUGCUGGGGACACCAUCGACUACUACUCUAGAGCUUUCGUAGUAGGCGACCCACGAGGCCAUCGCACGUCGGUCGUCUUGCGAAUCGAAGAGGACGCUUGUGCCGAAUACCCCAUAAACGUGGACACCAGCGAGAUUGCGCACGUACAAUCUGGCCCCGGGGCUUCAACGCACUCCAGCACAUUUGAUAAGGCGAUUCUCGGCCUUAUCCAAGGUGCAUUUGAAUCCGCAACGCGUGAAGCCCGUGGAAAAGAUGAGGAAAUACUCCCUCACUCGGAGGCGGAUGCCGACGAGCUGAUAGUGGAAGAAGACAUGGGUAUUUGGGCAUGCAGCAACGCCUCUAUUGACGAAUUUGCAGUGGAGGACGAUUACAUCCAACCUCCAUUAGCUAAUAGAAGGACCAAGGGUGGCGACAUCUAUCUAGCGGCUACGACAAAGGUGGAGCUAAGUGAAUCGAAGUCGGCUUCGGGCGCACCUCCCAUGCCGGCGACCAUGGACGCCAACUUGUCGGGGAUUCCAUAG